AUGACAAAAGACAACGCCAACCCAUCAAUCAAAGGCAAAGACCAAGCCACAAACCGCCUAAACCAAGUCUCAAGCCAUAUAUCCCCCAAACAACCAAGAACAAAACAAAAAGCGCAAAACACUCUCCCAUCAGACCACUCAGACGUCCUCUCCCAAAUCUCAACCCUCCGAAAAAUAGCCAACACACCAAAUCCUACCCAAAGAGGCUACAUCCGCCAAAAACAAGCGGGCAAACUAUGGGUACGCGAGCGCAUAGAAGCCCUUCUAGACCCAAACACCUUCCAAGAAAUCGGCUCCAUCUCCGGCACGGUAACGUGGCAGAAAACCGGGCCGCAGCGCGAGAAGCCAACAGCCUUCAUCCCAAGCAACAAUGUGCAAGGCGCGGGCCUGCUGCGCGGCCGCAAGGUACUCCUCACAGCGGACGAUUUCAGCAUCCGCUCUGGACAUGCCGAUGGCGCGAGUACCGGGAAGACGGUCUACGUGGAGAAGCUUGCUAUUGCACUGCGUGUGCCGGUUGUUAAGCUUGUUGAUGGAAGUUCCGGGGGUGGCAGUGUGACGACGAUUCGGAAGGAGGGGUGGAGUUAUUUGCCGCAUGUUGCGUCGUUUCCGUAUGUGGUGCAGCAGUUGAAUUUGGGGAUUCCGAAUUUGGGGGCUGUUGUUGGGCCUGCGAUCGGGCUUGGUGCGGCGAGGGUUGUGUCGUGCCAUUUCUCGGUGAUGGCGGGCGAUAUUGGCGCUUUGUUUAAUGCUGGGCCUAAGGUUGUGGAGGGCGCUACUUUUGAGGAAGAUUUGGGAUUUCAGGAUCUUGGGGGUCCAAUGGUCCAUUGUACUAAUGGGACUAUUGAUAACCUUGCUGCUAAUGAGGCUGAGUGCUAUGAGCAAUUGAGAACUGUGUUGAAUUACCUCCCGAAUAGUGGGAGUGAGGCACCGCCGGUCGUCCCGUGCUCGGACGAUGAGAAUCGUGAAGAUAUCGCUCUGCGCAGUAUUAUCCCGCGACGACAGGCGCGCAUGUAUAAUGCGCGGUCGAUUAUCACAUCGGUUGUUGAUAAAGAUUCCUGGUUUGAGAUCGGUGCGCUGUGGGGUCGUACUGCCAUCGGUGGGCUCGCUAGGCUGGGAGGACGGCCAGUUGGAGUGAUCUCGCUGAACUGCGAAGUGAAUGGAGGUGCAUUGGAUGCAGCCGGGAGUCAGAAGUUGACCAGACUGCUGAAGCUGUGUGAUGUGAUGAACCUCCCUAUUCUGCAGUUCCUGGACGUCCGUGAGUAA
Messenger RNA from Penicillium soppii, 1260 nucleotides. RefSeq lists its product as uncharacterized. The transcript has 2 exons. Gene Ontology annotation, molecular function: propionyl-CoA carboxylase activity. The coding region runs from base 1 to 1260 and encodes 419 amino acids. The record is from RefSeq and is a predicted model, not a curated record. NCBI's taxonomy places the organism in Eukaryota, Fungi, Ascomycota, Eurotiomycetes, Eurotiales, Aspergillaceae.